GGGAGCAGACUGGAACUUAGAACAAUCACAGCAGCAGCAGCCAGCAGUGACCGAGCAGCGUCAGACAAGGGGACAAGAUGGAAUCCUCAACAAAGCAGCACACUAACAGCAGUUCCAUUUGGGAGUUGUCUGAGGCACUGAAGGAGGCAACAAAGGAAGUCCAUCAGCAAGCGGAGGAUACUGAAUUCAUGAGGAACUUUCAGAAAGGCCAAGUCUCAUUAAAUGAGUUCAAGCUGGUCAUGUCCUCCUUAUACUUUGUGUAUGAGGCUCUGGAGGAAGAGAUUGAGUACAACAAAGAGAAUCCUGUUUUUUCACCAGUUUAUUUCCCAUUGGAGCUCCAUCGCAAAGCUGCUCUCGAGCAAGAUCUUGAAUAUUUCUAUGGUCCACAAUGGAGAGGGAAGAUCACUUGCCCAAAGUCUACGAAGAAUUACGUAGACAGACUUCAUCAUGUUGGUCAUAAGGAGCCAGAGCUGUUGGUCGCUCAUGCAUACACACGGUACUUAGGAGACCUCUCAGGUGGUCAAGUUCUGAAGAAGAUAGCCCAGAAGGCACUUCAACUACCAAUCACAGGGGAAGGAUUGGCUUUCUUCACAUUUGACUAUGUUACUAACGCAACAAAGUUCAAGCAACUCUAUCGCUCACGAAUGAAUUCUAUAGAAAUGGACAAGGCUAGCAAACAGAGAGUCUUGGAGGAAGCAAAAACAGCAUUUCUACUGAAUGUGAAGGUGUUUGAAGAGCUACAGACCCUAUCAAGGCAAUCUCAGAAUGAUCAUUUCAGAUCGGAGUUACCAAAAUUAAGAAACCGAGUGUCAAAAGACGUAAAUGUAGGUGAAUCCAUCAGUGGGACACAGAGCAGCGAGAAGUUAGUAUUCUCUAGGCCAUAUCUCAGAUGGUCCGCGGUUGCGGGGUGCUUGCUGUUGGCCUGCAUGGGACUGUACAUGUUCUAACACAAAAGACUUUCUGUUACUGACUGCCUGAGCCUACAGGUCAACAUUGAAGACCGUCACCUCCGCGCCUGUUACAGCCAUAUAUUUUAUUUUCCAAGACCUGGACAAAAUUUAAAUCAUGUUGAAUUUUCAAGAGAAAAUUUUGCUAACAUCGCUGCGUCUGCUGUGCCAAAUUCUAACAAUAAUACCUCUAAAUCGGUAAUCACAUACUUAUAGUACUUUAUCUUGGUGAUGCGUCAUUAUUGUUAUAGAAAGAAAAAAACAACAAAUAAUUAUAUUAGCCAUUUUGGCAUUUUAUUUGUAAUAAUAUGACUUUAAUCUUGAUAAAAUAAUAGGUUAUCCAGGGAUAAUAACAUCCAGCAGUACUUAUAUAUGGUUCCUGAUCUUAUGACUGUUCAGGGCCCUUCCUUCUUUGGGGUGAAGUGAAGACCGUGCCGUAGCUAGGGCAAAUCCAGGCUUCUUAAACUUGCCUAUCUUAUCCAACCAUUAAUGAGUAACUAUAUGACUUUCCUUACACCACAGUGAGUCAUAUGCCAAGCCUAGAACUAAUUUCAGUAUUUGUUUUGUUUGCACUAGAUACAGUAGAUCCAUUGGAAAAAUCUUGUAUAAGUAGUACUAUUGUAGCUUUCUAUUGUAACAUACGGUAUAUGUAUUUUAAUAUAUUUAACUAUUGUUAGGACUAACUGAGUCACUUCAUUUCAUUUAAUCUUGAGCUGUUUGGUUUUUAAAUUAGAGAGCAAAGCACAAUUGUAUGGUGCAACGGAAAAAUGCUGGCACUAUAUAAGGAAAUGUUAGUAGAGAUUAGUGAUAAUGAACGCAUGUUCCAAAAAGUUGCACUUUCAUAUUCUUUAAGUUUAAUACUGGUUACUUUUGAGCAUUGUUCCAGAAUCAGAUUAAAAGCCUUCAGUAGAAGCAUCCUUGUCAUGCCAUGUAAAUAUAUUGCUUUCUUGUAAAAUACUGUUCAAGAUAUUGUAUAUAUUGCUAACAGAUUUUGUAACGGCACAUAUAACAGAGCUUUGUACCUAAUCAUUUAUAGAAAUGUUUUAUAUGUUUGUAUGUUUUUUUUUUAACAAACUUGAAAUAAACUUGUAACUAAUUUCUAAAUA
Messenger RNA from Pseudophryne corroboree (corroboree frog), 2053 nucleotides. RefSeq names its product heme oxygenase 1 (gene HMOX1). The record is from RefSeq and is a predicted model, not a curated record. The transcript is spliced from 5 exons. Gene Ontology annotation, biological process: heme oxidation; heme catabolic process; response to oxidative stress. Bases 78 to 947 code for a protein of 289 amino acids. Gene Ontology annotation, molecular function: heme oxygenase (decyclizing) activity; heme binding. Lineage: Eukaryota; Metazoa; Chordata; Amphibia; Anura; Myobatrachidae.